CCGGCCUAGCAACGCCAAACACACCGAGGUUAACCUCUGCUACAAGUCUGAUAGCAUUGCCUGGCUAACACGCUCCGAGACGGACUGUUGGGAUUAAAAACGAACAUGAAGCCGACAGACUAUACGGGUUUCAGAUUUACCGCCGCAGGUUGCUGCGCAGCUCUUUGAGUGUUUACGGUAGAUGCUAUAAAAGGGGCGUCCACAUCCGGUGCGUUUCCACCCACACCUGGAUGAUCAGCCUCACGCAGCUCCAUAGAUGGCCUCUAAAGUGAAUCAGCCGAGCUCCGACAGGACCGUGAGCUCCAACAGGACCGUGAGCACCUGUCACACUGGAGCCAAACCCGACCACCUCUCUGGCCUUGUAAAAUCCAUGGAUGAGAUGAGAAAACGGGGUGCACUGUGUGAUGUCACCCUUGUGGUUCAGGAGAGGCGCUUUUCUGUCCAUCGGCUGGUUUUAGCAGCUGGGAGUGAAUUCUUUCGCCUCAUGUUCACAACAAACAUGAUCGAGUCAAUAUCUUCUGAGGUGGAGCUACCGGGAGUGGAUCCUGAAAUCGUUGAGCUACUGAUUGACUACAUUUACACAUCGCAAAUCAAGUUAAACAGGAGAAACGUUCAGUCAUUGCUGCAGGCAGCCUGCCAGUAUCAGAUUGAGCCUAUCCAACUGAUGUGCGAGGAGUUUCUGAAGGAACAGAUGGACAUUGCAAACUGCAUGGAUAUGUGGGCCAUGGCACAUUAUUUGGAUUGUGAGGGACUGAAAGAAAAGGCUGAAGCCUUUCUCAUUAAGCACUUUACAAAAUCAAUCAUGUUGAAUGACUUCCUACAGCUUCAUAUCACCUGCCUGUCAAGGAUACUCAGGAAUGACAAGCUUUCUGUCCCUGAGGAGCAGAUCUAUAGUGCUGCCUUACGCUGGUUGAAGCAUGAUUUGCUCAACAGACAACAGCAUUUGGUGGAGGUGUUGAGCUGUGUUCGCUUUUGUCUGAUCUCUAAAGACUUUCUGUCGCAAACUGUGCAGACUGAGCCCCUGAUUGUGAACAGCCCACAGUGCCUCAGCAUGGUCACUGGUGCGAUACACUACCACCUGAACUGGAGGGAAAACCAGGACUUGGCAGUGAUAUGCCAGCCUCGAUUGAAAAAACUCAAACACAUUGCUUUGUUUGGACACUUGCAGGCUGACCCCUGCCGCUACUUCAACCCUAAGGAUUCCAAGUGGACAGCCAUCCACUGCUCCUUGGAGAAACGGUUGAAUGCUGCAGCAGUAUACUGGGAUGAUGAGGUCUACAUAUUGGGAGGCUCGACUUGCCAAGGUUUUGAAAAGCGCAUAGACUGCUACAACAUUCCACAUCAGAGAAUGUACUCCAGAAUGGAGAUGCCCUCACCCCGUAACAAGCUAGCUGCCUGUGUCUGUCAGGGAAAAAUCUACAUAUCAGGUGGAAUAGUGCAGAAUCACCUGCCUGUGGACCUCUUUGAGUCCUUCGACACACAUACUAAUUCGUGGCAAGUCGAAACAAACUUGUUGACCGCCCGCUGCUGCCAUGGAUCAGUGGAAGUCAACGGGCUCAUUUAUGUUUGUGGUGGAGGACUGAUGAGGGACCACUUUAGGAUUAUCAACACCUGUGAGGUGUACGACCCCAGGAUCAGACAGUGGAGGGAGUUGAGCCCCAUGAUAGAUACUAGGAAGAACCAUGGGCUGGUAGUGGUCGGCAGCAGGAUCUAUGCCAUUGGAGGGAAGGGUCAUGAAGGCCCUUUGCAAUCAGUGGAAUGGUAUGACAUCAACAAUGACAUUUGGCAUCCUUGUGAACCAAUGCCGUUUCCUUUAAUGGUGAAAUGUGCUGCCAUUGGUGAAACGAUCUACGUGCUGGCGGGCAAAGGGAAGGAGCGACUCUGCCGCAUCCUGAAAUACAACACCAGAACCAACAAGUGGAGGAUUUGUCAUAACAUCCGUGCGGUCCCAUACCCAGGCUCUGUUGUCUGCGCAGUAGACCUAUGAGUGUGUGUGUGUGUGUGGGGGGGGGGGGGGGGGUAUUCUAUGUAUUUUUAAACUGCCUAAUAUUUUAAAUUUUUAUAU
Molecule: messenger RNA, 2065 nt
Organism: Girardinichthys multiradiatus
Lineage: Eukaryota; Metazoa; Chordata; Actinopteri; Cyprinodontiformes; Goodeidae
Product: kelch-like protein 7
Exons: 14
Coding region: 257-1987 (576 amino acids)
Molecular function (GO): protein binding
Source: RefSeq, a predicted model, not a curated record